Molecule: messenger RNA, 1395 nt
Organism: Gloeophyllum trabeum ATCC 11539
Lineage: Eukaryota; Fungi; Basidiomycota; Agaricomycetes; Gloeophyllales; Gloeophyllaceae
Exons: 11
Coding region: 1-1395 (464 amino acids)
Source: RefSeq, a predicted model, not a curated record
AUGUCGAACCCAAAGACUGCGACGUACUUGAAGAACGAGGGUAAUGCAUUAUAUGUACGGGGAGAUUAUGAAAGAGCGUACCCUGCAAUGAUAGUCCUGGCAAAAUUCCCAUGCAGUACCAGUUCUUGGAAAAGGGCGGUUGCCACUCUGAACAAGGAUAAUCUGACCUUGCGACAACGGGAGGAUUACGAGUCGUGGCUUAGCAGUACGAGAUCAGAGUGGGACAAAAUCAUCGCGAAGAAGAAGAUCGUUCUCUCCAGUCUCAGCGUAUCCAAAGGAGGUUUCCCUUGGGACAGAGCUUUGGCGCUGCAGCCAGAUCUUGCUAGACUGGGAUCUGAGAAGCAUGCAAGCAGUGCAUGGGUUAUCAGCGGCGCGAGUCAUGAAUUUCGCGAAGGUGUAAGAAUUAUGCGAUUAUUGCCCAAAGUCGCUGCUGAAGGACCCGCGGAGUAUAUGGCCAUGCCAAAUGCCUUGGACUGUCUUGUUAGCGGUAUCUUACGCGACGAUCGUGUCUUCUACAUAGACGACUCGAGCUGGCUGGCCGAGUUCAAUCAGUUAGUCACCUUCGAGACGGAGAUGUACCAAGCUCGGUCAUCUGAACUCUCGGCAGUGGUAAUGGAGGAAGCUUACAAGCGCUGGCGGAAAUCGGGUUGGGAUGCUGUUCGUCCAUCACUAGCCAAGACUGUUCGGCUCUGGAUAAUUCGAGGCUUCGUAGAGGGUAUGAUGCACCAAGAUCACAGCCUCGCCACGGAGUUCAUUGGUCGAGCCCUGGACACGCUAGACUGGGGUCGUCGGACAUGGCCUGAUGUAUCCGAAGCUGACAAAGGGGUGGUGUUUUCCCAUACGUUCACUCGAGGCGUGCGAUCGUUAUACCUAGAGAGUCUCAUGAAGGCAUUCGUGGAUCAUUAUGGAGAGUACUCAGCAGAGUCCCUGACCGUCCUCUACGAAACGGCCGAGGAGAUCCUUCGCGACUUGGAGAUACAUCCUUUGGUUCGGGAUAACAUCAAAGACUACGAUCGAGGAUUCGAGUCAUCUUUCACCGUGUACCCUCGCGGCCGUGCCCUUCAUGCUAAAGCCUUCUAUUACCGGCAAUUGGCUUCGGUCUUAGAAAACGCGACAAUGCAACAGCGGGAAGGUCAUCGUCUACAGGCAGCUAAGAUAUACCUCGAAGCUGCCGACUGUUACCCUGUCGAUGAUGAGAACCAUGUCUGGAUGCUAAAGUGCGCUGUCGAAGACCUCCGUCUCUGCGGCUUACAGCACGGCCAGAUCGCGGGAAUUCUGAAACGCAUUAAGUCUGCAAUACCCAAGAUGAAACGUAUCUGGGAGUACUCUACAUUGGCACUGAAUGGCAGGAAUAGCGCGAUAGGUCAAGUCCUGGACAUGGAACGAAGUGCCUAA